Enhydra lutris kenyoni (northern sea otter) is the source of this 1911-nucleotide messenger RNA. RefSeq names its product transmembrane protein 200C. The record is from RefSeq and is a predicted model, not a curated record. The transcript has a single exon. NCBI's taxonomy places the organism in Eukaryota, Metazoa, Chordata, Mammalia, Carnivora, Mustelidae. The coding region runs from base 1 to 1911 and encodes 636 amino acids.
AUGAUAGCCACCGGUGGCCUCCUGAGGAUUUCCGCCAGAAAGCAGGAUCCCCUCCGCCCCCCAACCCAGGUCCCCAAGCGCAAGCGGAAAGCCAAGAAAAGGCGCAAGAACGAUGUGGUGGUGGUGAAAGGCAAGCUAAAGCUGUGCUCCAUCUCGGGGCUCAUUGCCCUCUGCGGGAUCCUAGUGCUGCUGGUGGGCAUAGCCAUGGCGGUGGUGGGCUACUGGCCCAAGGCCAACGGGACCAACAGGGAAGGGGGUAAGCAGCUGCCGCCCGCAGGCAGCGGCCACCGCGCCCCGACCACGGCCAAUAGUAGCGGCAGUGGCAGCAAAAACCGGUCCAGGAGCCACCUGGGGACUCCGGGGGGUGUCAACUCGAGUUUGGUGGGCGCGCCCCGGAGCACACCUCCCGCGCGGUCCGCCGGCCGUUCGUCCCCUUCCACAUCUGUGGGUUUCUUCUUCCGCAUCUUCUCCGGGUACCUGCACUCUGACAAACUCAAGGUCUUAGGGCCCCUCAUCAUGGGCAUCGGCAUCUUCCUCUUCAUCUGCGCCAACGCGGUGCUCCACGAGAACCGAGACAAGAAGACCAAGAUCAUCAACCUGCGGGACCUCUACUCCACCGUCAUCGACGUGCACAGUCUCCGCGCCAAAGACCUGGCGGCCGCCGCGGCUGCUGCCGCCGCCGCCGCCUCCUCGUCCUCCGCCCCCGCUUCGGCGCCCCCCGGGGCCCAGCCGCUCAACGGCUUCCUCAGCUACGUGCAGUCGCGGGGCCUGGAGCUGAAGCCCGGGAGCUGCGGCGGCAGCGCGGGGGACGCCUUCGGGGCGGGGGCGAUGCUGGCCAGGGGCUCGUGGCCCCACCCCGCCGCGCUGGGCGGGGACGGCGGCGGGGCCAAGGGCGCCGCGUCCCCGCCGGACCUGGCCUCGUCCCCGCGCUGCCCGCGGGAGCCCCCGAGCCUGGCGGAGGCCGUGUACAGCAUCUACCGCGAGCGCUCGGGCGUGGCCAGCCGUCGCCGGGCCGCCGCCGCUGCCGCCGCCGCGGUGGCCGCUGCCGCCGCCGCCACCGCGGCCGCCAGCAGCAGCGGCAGCCCGGCGCCCUGCAGCCCACCCGAGAGCUGGGGGCGCCAGAGCACCGCCAGCUCCCUCGUGGGCUCCUCGCUGAGCGCCUUCGCGCUGCUACCCUUGCAAGGGGACCGCGACGGGGACGGGGAUGGAGCCGGGGAUGGGGACGGGGACGCGGAGGGCGCGAGCUGCAGCUGGCAGAGGCCGCCUGGGGAACGUGGCUCCCGGGAGAUUCCGCGGGGCGAGCUUGACCUGAGCUUGACCGACCUCCGUGGUGCCCCGGGCGGCUCGCGCUGGGCGCCCAGAGAGCUGGAGGAGCCGGAGGGCGCGGCGGCGGCGCGCACCGCCAGGGGGCCUGGUGGCCGCCUGCCCAGGACCGGCAGGUACGCGGCCCUACGGCGCCGCAGCACCAGCGGGCUCCCGGACUACCGGGCGCCACCGUCCCCGGAGCCCCCGCCCUCCCCGGGCAGCGCGGAGCUGGACUCGAGCCUUCUGGCCAAAGCUGCCUCCCCGUCCCCGUCCCUGCGGCUGGAGGACUCGCCCCCUGCCAGGCCGGACUCGCCGAGCUCCCAGUCGGAUGACCCAUCCUGCUGCAAUAAGGGCUACACCCCCCUGCGGGAGGCUGGCACCUCUUUGGAGUCGGUUGUGGAAGCAGUAGCCAGCAAAAGCCCAGACUGUGAGGGCCCCACGGCCCCGGGGGCGCAGCAGAGGCACCCCGAGGAUCCCAGGCCACCCGCGGGCCCGUCACCUCAGCCGGUGCAGAGGCAGUUUACAAACAAGGAGAAACUCUUCAUGAUUUCCCGGUCUCACGCCAUAGGGGUAGAGGAUGGAGAACUGGAAAGUACUGGCAUUUAG